Messenger RNA from Nothobranchius furzeri (turquoise killifish), 1161 nucleotides. It is a transcript of the gene pecr, whose product is annotated as peroxisomal trans-2-enoyl-CoA reductase. Gene Ontology annotation, molecular function: trans-2-enoyl-CoA reductase (NADPH) activity. The record is from RefSeq and is a predicted model, not a curated record. Gene Ontology annotation, cellular component: peroxisome. Gene Ontology annotation, biological process: phytol metabolic process. NCBI's taxonomy places the organism in Eukaryota, Metazoa, Chordata, Actinopteri, Cyprinodontiformes, Nothobranchiidae.
AGCUUCACUCACAGAGACAGUAUGGCGGCGUCCGGUGUGUUCAGGGCCGGCUUGUUCAACCAUAAAGUAGCGAUAGUGACCGGAGGAGGAACCGGGAUUGGAAAAGCUAUUUCUGCGGAGCUGCUGGAGCUCGGCUGCACUGUGGUGAUCUCCAGUAGGAAGGCUGAUCGGCUGAAUGCAGCAGCUCAGGAGAUGAGAAAAAAGAUCCCUUCCAGCAGCCGCACCCCUGUGCCGUGCAACAUCCGUAACCAGGAGGAGGUGAAUGCUCUCAUCUCGUCAGUGCUGAAGAAGUACGGUAGGAUAGACUAUCUGGUGAACAAUGGAGGGGGUCAGUUUAGCAGCCCCACUGAGCACAUCGCCUCUAAAGGCUGGAAGGCUGUGAUAGACACCAACCUGACUGGAACCUUUUACUGCUGCAAAGAGGUCUACACUGCCUGGAUGAAGCAGCAUGGAGGAGUCAUCGUCAACAUCAUCGCUGACAUGUGGAAGGGCUUCCCGGGCAUGGCCCACACAGGAGCAGCAAGGGCAGCGGUGGAUAACUUAACCAAGAGUCUGGCCAUUGAGUGGGCGUCCUCAGGAGUCCGAGUCAACGCAGUGGCGCCCGGGACGAUCUUCUCCAAAACUGCGAUGGAGAACUAUAAGGAGCUUGGGCCGCAUCUUUUCAAGAGGUCCAUUCCUUUCAGUCCGGCAAAGAGACUGGGAGUACCAGAAGAGAUCUCUUCCGCUGUGUGUUUCCUUCUCUCUCCUGGAGCUUCCUACAUCUCUGGAGCGACGCUGAAGGUCGAUGCAGGACAAAGUUUGUACCACAGCAUGUGGGAGAUACCUGAUCACACAUCGUGGCCCAAAGCUCCACCAGGUGAAAACCUGGAUGCUCUGGAGGAGCUCCUGAACCCACGAAGCAAACUGUGACUCAUCGUCUCUACAUGCUGCUGUAGCGACUUGGAGAAGAAACACAGCAGUUCUCUGGCUGUCAGUGCUUCUGUAUAGAUGUGGUGUGAUUAAUAAUAUGGCCUUAAUGGCAGCAGCUGUUGAAGAAUGGUAACAUGAACAGUUCAAACUAAUUCAAGCACCUGCCACAAGUCCUUUAAUGAGAUGAGAGAGAUGCCAACAGCAACAGAACUACUUGUAAUUAUGCUAAUAAAUAUUUUUGUAAUCAUCCAA